AUGGAACAUUCCAUGGCCACAACCACGAACAAUGCCGCCGGUGGAAGCAAGGACCACCUGCCGUCCUCGCAGCACGGCAGUGCGUACGGCCAGGCGUACUACAGCCAGAAUUCCGGCGAGCCCGGCGACGCUAACGACAAUGUGAUGCCCAUAGUGUUCGUUGCCAUCACUGGCGUUGUCGUGCUGCUCAGGAUCCUCUGCUGUGGCCUCCGGAAGGACGACGCGGUGGAGCAGGUCGCCGGAGGCGGGGACAGAGUGGGUCCGCCGAGCAGCCAAGCAGCAGGCUUGGCGGACAGGGAUCCUUCGAUGAUGGCCGCCGUGGAGGUGCCGCCGGUUCAGGCGGCCGAGCCGCCGCUGGUGUGCACGUACAGGAAGGAGGACGGCUGCGGGGAGGACUCGUGCGGGGUGUGUCUGGCGGAGCUGGCCGACGGCGAGGCCAUCAGGGUGCUGCCGGCGUGCAUGCACUUCUUCCACGCCGCCUGCGUGAACGAGUGGCUGCGCGGUCACGACACCUGCCCGCUCUGCCGUGCCCCGCUCGUCGCUCCCGGUCCCGGCGACGACAUCUAG
Molecule: messenger RNA, 567 nt
Organism: Miscanthus lutarioriparius
Lineage: Eukaryota; Viridiplantae; Streptophyta; Magnoliopsida; Poales; Poaceae
Source: the annotation of a GenBank genome assembly